AUGAGUCUGGAUAGCGCACGGAAGGCUCGGUGUUCAGCUUUCGAUGAACGCGCUUCGUUGAGGAACAUUGAAGGCGCGAAAGGCCCCGGAGCAGAACGCGGAGAGGAUAAUGACAUUGACAUGCAAGGCGCGUCAAGCAGAACAAACCGGCCAAAGGUUCAACAAGCACCGGCGCCACGGCCGAGCCUCCGUUCCCAGACAAGACACAGGUCCAAGCCACUCGAACCCUACGUUUCCCGGCCGCUCGAAGUGGAGUCCAUCAUCCAGCGAAACGAACAUCGACGGGCCCGAGUCGAGCUGGGCCUUUAUCUGAUCCUAGACCAGCCUCCAGCAGACAACGCGCUCGUAUUCCCUCCCUUGGCUACUAGACCUUGCUACGACGUCGAAGACAAUUACUGGCCGGACUCCUUCUCUCAUCUCUCAGAUCGCUCGAUCCCCUGCAACUCUUCUCUGUCAUCUUACUUCACUAACCCUCACCAUCCCUCCAUCUUCCGCCCAGUCAAAGAUUGGUGGUCCUCGCGCCGGGGCAAAAGUACUAGACAUGCCCCGAUUCUAGUGGAUUAG
Molecule: messenger RNA, 564 nt
Organism: Puccinia triticina
Lineage: Eukaryota; Fungi; Basidiomycota; Pucciniomycetes; Pucciniales; Pucciniaceae
Exons: 2
Coding region: 1-564 (187 amino acids)
Source: RefSeq, a predicted model, not a curated record